Messenger RNA from Pan troglodytes (chimpanzee), 1532 nucleotides. It is a transcript of the gene IFT57, whose product is annotated as intraflagellar transport 57. Bases 223 to 1512 code for a protein of 429 amino acids. Gene Ontology annotation, biological process: non-motile cilium assembly; intraciliary transport. Gene Ontology annotation, cellular component: Golgi apparatus; intraciliary transport particle B; cilium. NCBI's taxonomy places the organism in Eukaryota, Metazoa, Chordata, Mammalia, Primates, Hominidae. The transcript is spliced from 11 exons. The record is from RefSeq and is a predicted model, not a curated record.
ACCAUUUCCGCAGAGGCAGGGCAAGAAGAGGGCCACAGGUGACGUCAUUCAGGAAAGCCGCCCUGACUGGAGGGAAGGAGGCGGAGUCUAGUUUCCCUGGUGACGGAUUGUCCAGUGGUCGCCUGGUAACCGGUCGUGGCUGUACUGGCGGCAGCAGGGCUGGCGGCUUAGGCCGCAGAGGUCUGUGGGCCUGAGCCCACGCUGGACUCUGUCCGUUCUGCGAUGACUGCUGCUCUGGCCGUCAUCACGACGUCGGGUUUGGAAGAUGGGGUGCCUAGGUCCCGUGGCGAAGGGACCGGGGAAGUGGUCUUGGAGCGGGGGCCCGGCGCGGCCUACCACAUGUUCGUGGUGAUGGAGGACUUGGUGGAGAAGCUGAAGCUGCUCCGCUACGAGGAGGAGUUCCUCCGGAAGAGCAACCUGAAGGCCCCGUCCAGACACUAUUUUGCACUGCCUACCAACCCUGGCGAACAGUUCUACAUGUUUUGUACUCUUGCUGCUUGGUUGAUUAAUAAAGCGGGACGUCCCUUUGAGCAGCCUCAAGAAUAUGAUGACCCUAAUGCAACCAUAUCUAACAUACUAUCCGAGCUUCGGUCAUUUGGAAGAACUGCAGAUUUUCCUCCUUCAAAAUUAAAGUCAGGUUAUGGAGAACAUGUAUGCUAUGUUCUUGAUUGCUUCGCUGAAGAAGCAUUGAAAUAUAUUGGUUUCACCUGGAAAAGGCCAAUAUACCCAGUAGAAGAAUUAGAAGAAGAAAGUGUUGCAGAAGAUGAUGCAGAAUUAACAUUAAAUAAAGUGGAUGAAGAAUUUGUGGAAGAAGAGACAGAUAAUGAAGAAAACUUUAUUGAUCUCAACGUUUUAAAGGCCCAGACAUAUCACUUGGAUAUGAACGAGACUGCCAAACAAGAAGAUAUUUUGGAAUCCACAACAGAUGCUGCAGAAUGGAGCCUAGAAGUGGAACGUGUACUACCGCAACUGAAAGUCACGAUUAGGACUGACAAUAAGGAUUGGAGAAUCCAUGUUGACCAAAUGCACCAGCACAAAAGUGGAAUUGAAUCUGCUCUAAAGGAGACCAAGGGAUUUUUGGACAAACUCCAUAAUGAAAUUACUAGGACUUUGGAAAAGAUCGGCAGCCGAGAAAAGUACAUCAACAAUCAGCUUGAGAAUUUGGUUCAAGAAUAUCGUGCAGCUCAAGCCCAGCUGAGUGAGGCAAAGGAGCGAUACCAGCAGGGAAAUGGAGGAGUGACAGAAAGAACCAGACUCCUCUCUGAGGUUAUGGAAGAAUUAGAAAAGGUAAAACAAGAAAUGGAAGAAAAGGGCAGCAGCAUGACUGAUGGUGCUCCUUUGGUGAAGAUUAAACAGAGCUUAACAAAACUGAAGCAAGAAACUGUAGAGAUGGACAUUAGAAUUGGCAUUGUGGAACACACACUACUCCAAUCAAAGCUGAAGGAGAAGUCCAACAUGACUAGGAACAUGCAUGCCACAGUUAUUCCAGAACCAGCAACAGGCUUUUAUUAAAACACACUGGUUUUCAUGUU